AUGGCUGGCAAGGCAUGGCGGAUCAUUCCAAGGCCUCUAAUGGAAACAGUCCUCAACAACCACGCUCAGCACCACCGCGUGCCUCAACCUCUCAUCCUCCACGGCCCCCGCGGCGUCGGCAAAACCACCCUUAUCCUCGAACGUCUGUUUGAGAAAUGGAACACCGGCCCACACAUCACCGGUUAUGUUGACUUUGCUGAGUCGAUAGAGGAUUAUCAUCCAAAGCAUGGUCAUUCAUAUCCAUGGACAUCAUGGACAAUGUGUCCAUCACCUAAACUUGUUACUCUUGAGGCUCAGCUUGAAAGCUGCCUUGAGGCCAUGACUAAAAGGGCCAUCAAGCUUGGGACCAUUAGCUCGCACCAAAUAUUCACCACUCUCACCAAAUGGCACAGUCCGACUACUGCACUUAACAAAAUAUUGAAUGUUGACUCGGGUUCAAAAAUGCAUUUAACGGCAAAGAAGAACAGGUUUUCCACAUCAAAUCUGUGGGAGACUGCUGUUUUUAGGUUUUGUGCUGGACUGAGUGAACAAGAGUUAGAUGGGGUUUUAGAUAAGAGAAUUACUGUGGAGGAGGGAUCGCAUCACAAGGAGGCCAUGGCGGCUCUAAAAUUGGCUAAAGAAGUGAUUAGAGUUCAAGGGAAGUGGAGAGAGAAUGCAGUUCGAGAUUUGAACAGUAAGGGUGGAUUCUCAAGGUCCCUGGCAAAUUCGGCCACUGAUUGGCCUUGUUUGUUGCUUGAAAUAUUGUCUUUGGUAGCUGAAAUGGACUAUUUCCAGCCGAAGCUCGUGAUAAACAACAUUGAGCUUUUGAAGAAUGCUGUUUCAGAGGAUGAUAGAAAAAUAUGUGGAUCCAUGUACCAUGAUAGUCUGAUUUGGAGAAUAAUAGCUUUGGGUGCAAAUGAGAGAUGUCUCCCUGUUGUUCUUGUGACAUCUGACAGCUACUACUCCUACAAAGCUUUUAUGGAUUUUGGAUUUCCAGAUAUUUUCAUCUCCCGUGAGACAUUUGGGUGGACCCCAGCAGAGGCAAAAUUGCAUAUGGUUGGUGACUAUUUUAGUCAAUCUGAGUGGGAUCUAAUUGUUGAGGUACUGGGGCCAAAUCCACGGCAUCUUUUUGAGGUUUAUGCACUCAAGCUCAGCAAUUAUUAUCAAAAGUUGAACUACGAUAAUACAUUUGAAGAUAUCAUUGAUCUCUAUCUGGCAUAUUUGCAAGUAAAUGUGGUUAACCCUGCCAUGGAUAAGGCCUUGUUGUUAUUGGAGAAGUUCGCUGUUGACGCACAGAGUGGAAAAAUUUCGAAAGAUCGAUUACGAUUUGGUUCUCCCUGGCGGCAUCCCCCCAAAACUGAUAUCACAUCAUGGGCUAAAAUUCAGUUAAUGGACUUCAUUCAGUCCUUAGUGAAUGCAGGUUUUUCUGUUAACUAUUUUGCUGACUGGAGUCUUGAGUUCUUGGAUGAUCCCUCUGCACUUGCCAUGAUAGAGGUUGGUUUGUUGUACACCCAGCGUGACCCCUCCUAUAUUCGCCCUGUCACACGUGGUAUUCAGAGAUGCCUUGUGAGAUGGCUUGUUCAAGAACGGUUAGGUCUGAACUUCACAAAUUCCAUUCUUUACAAUUGGCAGCGCACUGUGGCAAAGAGGUAUAUGGCUCUCGUGAACUCAUUGGUUGUCACACUACAGAGGUCGAAAAAAAAAAAAAAAAUUGUAGAAAUCGGGUGA
Messenger RNA from Striga hermonthica, 1707 nucleotides. Lineage: Eukaryota; Viridiplantae; Streptophyta; Magnoliopsida; Lamiales; Orobanchaceae. The record is from the annotation of a GenBank genome assembly.